Strongylus vulgaris is the source of this 282-nucleotide messenger RNA. Lineage: Eukaryota; Metazoa; Nematoda; Chromadorea; Rhabditida; Strongylidae. The record is from the annotation of a GenBank genome assembly.
AUGGAAAGUGCUGCUGUGGUCGUAGAUGGUGGAGAUGCAGUGGACAAUUUUGUUACUACGGUGCUACCCAUUGAGGUGGAAGGAUGGGUUACAGAGGAAGAUGCACUAGUAGAGAUAGCAGGAUUAGCUGUAGAUGUGGUUACUUUAGUGGUGAUUGUAGGAUUUGAUGUGAGUGAGCCUUUGCUGGUAGAGGAUGUAGGGUUAACAGUAGAAGACGACCUUGUUAAGGUUGAAGAAUUGGAUGCCGCUUUGGAAGUUAUAACUGUAGAAGCUGAGGAAUAA